AUGUCACAAACAACAAAACGACGCAGCAUCCGUUUCGGCAAAGAAGGUCCUGCCGCUUCCAUUCGGACGGGAUCAAAAUCCACCAGUGAUCUUCGACAACUCUCUCUCAAUUCCUUCCUCAAAACACACGAUUCCUUGUCCAUGCCAGCAACAGCAUCCUCGAGACGCGUUACUGAUCACUCGCCUUCACAAAAGAAACUCGCUUCCCCAAAGACAACACCAGCAUCUCCAACACCCGAUCACAGCCAACUAUUAAAAGGCGUUGUGGCAUGUCUUGAUAUAAGGACAGAAGAUGGGGAUGAUGUCUCUGAGAACUUUGAACGAGCAUUACAGUCUAUGGGUGCCAAGACACGCCGUACCUUUUCAGAUUCUGUUACGCACCUCGUAUUCAAGAAUGGAUCCAACGCUACGCUGAAGAAAGCAUUAAGCAAGAAAAUCCACAUUGUAAACUUGCUUUGGAUUACACGGUGCAAACGAGAAGGACGCCGCUUGGAAGAAAAGGAAUUUCUUAUAGAAAGUCCACAAGGCAUUGUUCUGGCAGGCAAGAAACGACGUAAAUCCAUGGAGCCUGGAAAGGUUAAAGCAUUGAAUGAAGAAGAAGCAUCCGAUAAGCGAAAACGGGCACGAUCCACGAUUGGAGGAAAUGGAUUACCAUCCAAAGGAGGAUCAACAUUAUUACAACAACAGCAACAGCGACAUAGCUCUGCUCAUGAAUAUCGGCCAUCAACGUUAUCACAAUCCCUUCUCAAGCUUGAAGCAUCCACCAGCAAUAGUACCACAGAUAGCAGCAAUACGAAUACUACCGACAAAAGUACAUCUAAUUCACAUGAGGAGCAACAAGAAUUAGAUGAGGUUGCAGAAAGAGUACGGCGAGAAUUGGAAGGAGAGGAUAUAGACUUGACACCACCAGCAUCACCUGUGUUAUCACGGCCUCACCUAUCAACAGCUGCCUUGGAGAGGCAACAGCAACAGCAACAGCAACAGCAACAAGAACAAGCAGCAGCAGCAGCACAAGCUCAGAAACCCGUAGUGACAAAGGAAAUGCGUGAGCGUAAUGAACAAAUCAAGGCCCAAAUUAAGGCUGAUUUCUUUGUUGGCGACACUGCACCACCGCCUGUGAAAUCAUCUCGGCAGUCAUUAGGCUCAUCCAACACAACUCCUCUUCGACGAAAACGACGUUCGUUGGGUGGCAAUCUUUCCAGACCCAAUCUCUCAACAUCCUCAUCAUCAUCCUCUACAACGACUGCCUCCACGAACAAUAAUACAUCCACCACAGCAACCACAACCACAGCAACCGCCGCCACAGCAACACCCAUGCCACCACCAUCCCAACCACAACCGCCGCAACCAAAACCAUCACAACAGCCACAACCAUCAUCAUCAUCAUUGUCUUCGUCAAAACCUGCCACUAUCGACGGCGACGCAUCUUCAUCCAAUUCAGCACAUACAAUGAAGACACGUAGUAGUAAUCCAAAACCAACCAUUGUUAUGACAUCCAUGAGCAAAGGAGAACGUGAUCGAUGUGCUGCAGCUAUCAAGAGAAUGGGUGUGUAUGAAGUCGCCACAACUGUGGAUGAAAGGACUACACACGUGAUUGUGGGUAAACGGCGACGCACAGUGAGCGUGUUAUAUGGUCUACUCUUUGGCGCAUGGCUAGUGAAGCCUACGUGGAUCUUUGACAGUGAGCGUAACAAGGAGUAUCUAUCCGAGUCAGAAUAUGAAGUUAUCGACUAUUAUCCUGAUGCUCCACGUGCAAGGCAACAAAAACCCUUUUUACCAUCCAAUUUGGAUAUCUUUGUCCACUCAGCACACAUCCUCGAUACCAAUUCCAUCAAGACAUUAAUUCAUAAAGCAAAGGGCCGUACCGUCGACGAUAUCAGUCAAGCUGAUCUUAUUAUCAGUAAACAUCCAUUGGAGACCACUAACAAGAUGACAAUCAACGAAAAUUGGAUAUUGGAUUGCAUUGAACGAUGGAGAUAUCUACCGACCGAGCCUUAUAGCAUAAAGAAGAAGACCAAUGUAACAUAA
This is a messenger RNA of Lichtheimia ornata, 2028 nucleotides long. RefSeq lists its product as uncharacterized. The record is from RefSeq and is a predicted model, not a curated record. Gene Ontology annotation, biological process: mitotic cell cycle. The transcript is spliced from 10 exons. NCBI's taxonomy places the organism in Eukaryota, Fungi, Mucoromycota, Mucoromycetes, Mucorales, Lichtheimiaceae. The coding region runs from base 1 to 2028 and encodes 675 amino acids.